AUGCUCCAGGUGGUGGUGCUAAAGAUUGAGGAUCCAGGUUGCUUUUGGGUGAUUAUAAAAGGGUGUAGUCCCUUUUUAGAUCAUGAAGUUGACUAUCAAAACCUUAAUAGAGCCAUGAAUGACUUCUAUAAUACCAUGAGUCAAGACAUCGAAAUAAAACCAUUAAUGUUGGAGGAAGGGCAGGUGUGUGUGGUUUACUGUCAGGAGCUCAGGUGCUGGUGCCGGGCUGUGAUUAAGUCUAUCGUGUCCUCGGCAGACCAUUACCUGGCAGAGUGUUUCCUUGUGGAUUUUGCCAAGUACAUUCCAGUGAAGUUGAAAAAUGUCCGAGUUGCAGUAGAAACUUUUAUGCAGCUUCCCUAUAGAGCGAAAAAAUUCAGACUGUACUGCACAAAGCCUGUUACCUUACAUGUUGACUUCUGCGAAGACAGUGCUAAGAUUGUACGCGCCAAGAAGUGGGAUAGUGCAGCCAUUCAGUACUUUCAGAGCAUUCUAAAAGCAACUACCCAGGUGGAAGCCAAAUUAUGUGCUGUGGAAGAAGAUACUUUUGAGGUUUACCUUUAUGUAACUAUAAGAAAUGAAAAAGUUUGUGUUAAUGAUGAUCUGGUUGCAAAGAACUUCGCCUGUUAUGUGUCACCCAUGGAGAAUAAAAACCUUGAUUCUUCAGAGAAGCCAGGCUUGAAUAUAAAGUCAGCACCCCUUACCAAUAAACUCAACCCAGCACUUGCUCUUUGGCCAAUGUUUUUGCAAGGAAAUGACUCUCAAGGAAUGGAAAAUAAAACUAUAAAAUGUAAAACGGAUUCCUUGAGUGGUUCACCUACAAAAAAGUCUGAAGAGAAACAACAGUGCAUCUCUUUAAAAGAUGUAAAUAAGUGUGUUGAAUCUUCAGUGUACUGGCCAGCAAAAAGAGGCAUAACCAUAUAUGCUGAUCCAGAUAUACCAGCGCCCAGUGCUUUACAUGAGAAGUCAAAUGAGAAACCACUCAGACUGGCUGAGAAGAAAGAACGCAGUGAGAAGAAUGGCUGUGUAAAAUUGUUGCAGUUUUUAAAUCCUGAUUCUCUGAGAACUGACGGAAUCUCUGAUCUGCAACAGUUGCAGAAGCUGAAGGCAGGCACGCAGCCGCCCUCUGCUGUGCUCCGGAGCAGGGUGGAGCCUUGCCUCUCCAUCGACACGUCGCCGCUGUCGGCUGGCCUAAAAAAGGCUCUUCAAAGAAAUAAGUUUCUGGGACCUAGCCACACUGAAUCUUACUCUUGGCCUCCCAUAGCACGUGGCUGUGACGUGGUUGUCAUUUCUCAGUGUGGAAAUGACCCUUUGUUGUACCUUCCACCAGUGCUUACGAUUUUGCAGACAGGGGGCUGCUACAAGUCAUUACCAAGUAGAAACGGACCUCUGGCAGUCAUCGUGUGUCCUGGGUGGAGAAAGGCCCAAUUUAUUUUUGAAUUAUUGGGAGAGUAUAGCGUGUCCUCCAGGCCUCUUCAUCCUAUGGUGUUAACCAUUGGACUCCACAAAGACGAAGCCAAAAAUGUGAAGCUUCCAAGGGGUUGUGAUAUAAUUGUUACAACACCACAUAGCCUCUUGAGACUUCUCAAAUAUCAAAGCUUGUUAUUUCUUAGACUCUGCCACCUCAUUUUGGAUGAGGCGGAAGUACUGCUCUCUGAAGCUAAUGAACAAGUGUUUGCUAUACUAGACCACUUUAAAAAAAAUACUGAAGUUGAAGAAAGGGAAUCCGCACCACACCAGAUUGUUGCAGCUGGGGUUCGCUGGAGCAGGCGCCUGGAGCACGUCAUCAGGGAGUUCAUGACCGAGCCCUACGUCGUCAUCACCGCCAUGGAGGAGGCCGCGCUCUACGGCAGCGUCCAGCAGGUUGUACAUCUUUGCCUAGAAAGUGAAAAGACUUCUACUUUACUCCAGGCUCUUGAUUUCAUCCCCAGUCAGGCACAGAAGACCUUGAUCUUUACCUGUUCUGUAGCCGAAACUGAAACAGUGUGUAAGGUAGUAGAAAGCUGUUCAGUAUUUUGCUUGAAAAUGCAUAAAGAAAUGGUUUUUGAUUUAAAAAGUGUAUUAGAACAGUGGAACAAGAAGUUAAGUUCUGGCUCUCACAUUGUAUUAGCCCUGACCGACGACUGCACGCCCCUCUCAGCCAUCACCGACGCCACGUGUGUCAUCCACUUCACCUUCCCUGCCUCGCCCAGAAUUUUUGGUGAACGCCUGUAUUGCAUGUCUGAUCAUUUUCAGAGUUUAACUGAACAGGGUUCUCCUGCAAAACAGGGAGAUACAAAAACCAGAUCUGUCUUGCUGCUGACGGAGAGGAGCGCAGGCCAUGCUGUUGGAGUUCUGCGCUACUUGGAGAGAGCAGACGCCAAGAUCCCGUCGGAGCUGUAUCAGUUUACUGCAGGGGUUCUCGAAGCUAAGGAAGAGAAAAAAGCCAGAAGGCCUCUUUGUCCAUGUCUUAAGGCUUUUGGAUUUUGCAAAGACAAAAGGAUUUGUCCUGAUCGACACCAUGUUAAUCCAGAAAUAGACAUGCCAAGGAAAUUAUCUGAUCAGGCUAUACCAACAUUUGGAUACAUUAAAAUAAUACCCUUUUAUAUUGUGAAUGCGACAAAUUACUUUGGUCGUAUACUUGAUAAACAUGUGGAUCUUUAUGCAACUCUUAAUGCUGAAAUGAAGGAGUAUUUUGAGGAUGCCAGUAAUAAAACACCUGUUGAACAGGUGGAGAAAUUUGGACUAUAUGGAUUAGCAGAAAAAACACUUUUUUACAGAGUUCAAGUGCUGGAAGUGGGCCAGGGAGAAGACCACUGGGCCCUGGAUAAAAUCCUGGUGAAGUUUAUAGACGAAGGCAGGACUGGACUCGUCACCAGAGAUCAGCUGCUGCGUCUCCCAGACAGUUUCCGCCCCCUGCCCCCCCAGGCAGUGGAGUUCAUUGUCUGUAGAGUGAAACCUGCUGAUGGUGAAAUUGAAUGGAAUCCAAAGGUUACUAGGUACAUUCAUCACAAAAUUAUUGGAAAGUUGCACGAUGCAAAAGUGAUACUGGUUUUAGGAAAUACAGUUUGGAUUGAUCCAAUGGUGCACGUCACAAAACUUUUAAAUUUGAAAACUUCUGUCAUUGAUUACAAUGUUCGAGGUGAAAUUUUGUCAAUGGGAAUGGGCGUUGAUAAUCCAGAACAUGUAGAACAACUGAAGAAAUUAUACAAAGGAGCUAAAAUGCCAACUGUCGAAGAAAGCCUAAGCCAGACCCUGUAA
Artibeus jamaicensis (Jamaican fruit-eating bat) is the source of this 3237-nucleotide messenger RNA. RefSeq names its product tudor domain containing 12 (gene TDRD12). The transcript is spliced from 25 exons. The coding region runs from base 1 to 3237 and encodes 1078 amino acids. Gene Ontology annotation, molecular function: nucleic acid binding; ATP binding. The record is from RefSeq and is a predicted model, not a curated record. Gene Ontology annotation, biological process: germ-line stem cell division; transposable element silencing. Lineage: Eukaryota; Metazoa; Chordata; Mammalia; Chiroptera; Phyllostomidae.